CCACGUGACGCCGCGGCGCGGGGCGGGCGGCGCGGGGCCGGUGCUCGCGGCCAUGGCGGCGGCGGCGGAGCGGGGCCGCCUCAGCUUCCCGGGGGGCGCGGGGGCGCUGGGCCGCCCGGUGCCCAUGAACCUGUUCGCCACCUGGGAGAUCGACGGCUCCAGCCCCAGCUGCGUCCCCAGGUUGUGCAGCUUGACACUAAAGAAACUGGUAGUCUUAAAGGAGUUGGAUAAGGAGCUUAUUUCUGUGGUCAUUGCUGUCAAAAUGCAGGGCUCCAAGCGCAUCCUGCGGUCUCACGAGAUUGUAUUGCCCCCGAGUGGACACGUGGAGACGGAACUGGCGCUGACCUUCUCGCUGCAGUACCCUCACUUCUUGAAGAGGGAAGGCAACAAGCUUCAGAUCAUGCUGCAGCGGCGGAAACGGUACAAGAACCGAACGAUUCUGGGCUACAAGACUCUGGCUGUUGGCUCUAUCAACAUGGCUGAGGUCAUGCAGCACCCCACAGAAGGUGGCCAGGUACUAAGCCUCUUCAGCAACAUCAAAGAAGCUGCAGUGAAGGUAGCAGAAAUCUGGAUCUUCUCCUUGUCAAGUCAGCCAAUUGACCAUGAAGACAGCACAAUGCAGCCCAGCCAGAAAAUCAAGUCCACAGACAACUAUUCCGAGGAGGAGUACGAGAGCUUCUCUUCUGAGCAGGAGGCCAGUGAUGAUGCCGUACAGGGCCAGGAUUUGGAUGAUGAUGAGUACGAGCUGGGGAAGCCCAAGAAGCAGCGGAGAUCGAUACAACAAAACUUCAAACAGAAGGUUGUGGCGUUGCUGAAGAGGUUUAAAGUGUCUGAUGAGGUUCUGGAUUCGGAGCAGGACCCAGCAGAGCACGUCCCAGAGGUGGAGGAGGACUUGGACCUCCUGUAUGACACGCUGGACAUAGAGAACCCCAGUGACAGCGGGCCAGAAAUGGAAGAUGAUGACAGUGUCUUGAGCACUCCAAAGCCAAAGUUAAAACCUUAUUUUGAAGGACUGUCACACUCCAGCUCUCAGACAGAAAUUGGUAGCAUCCACAGCAUCAAGAGCCAGAGAGAGCCAUCAAGUCCUGUAGAAGUGCCUGAAAAGUCAAAGACUCUCGGAACCAAACAUGCAGGCGACAGUAUUUCUGACACUGUCUCUUUUGAGUCCAGCCAGCAAGCUGAGGUUCAAGAAGCUGAGCUUCCCACACCAGAUGUGUUUGUUGAGAAGCUCCCGCCCAGCGGGAAGAUCACCAAGACGGAGUCCCUCAUUAUCCCAUCCACCAGGUCUGAAGGGAAGCAGACGGGACGCCGGGGAAGAAGCACAUCUCUGAAGGAGAGGCAGCCAGUGAGGCCGCAGAAUGAGAGAGCAAACAGUCUGGAUAACGAACGAUCUCCAGACACCCGGCACCACUUACAGAUCCCCAGGAAAACGGUGUAUGACCAACUAAAUCACAUCCUGGUUUCUGACGACCAGCUGCCAGAAAACAUUAUUCUUGUCAAUACUUCUGAUUGGCAAGGCCAGUACCUAUCAGAUGUCUUACAAAAGCAUACCUUGCCAGUGGUCUGCACGUGCUCCUCAGCUGAUAUUCAGGCAGCUUUCAGUACUAUUGUCUCCAGGAUACAGCGAUACUGUAACUGCAAUUCUCAGCCUCCAAACCCCAUUAAAAUUGCAGUGGCCGGAGCCCAGAAUUACCUCAGUGCUGUAUUGAGGCUCUUUGUAGAGCAGCUGUCUCACAAAACCCCAGACUGGCUCGGCUACAUGAGAUUUUUGAUCAUCCCUCUAGGAUCUCAUCCAGUGGCCAAGUAUCUGGGGUCUGUAGAUUAUAGAUACAACAACUUCUUCCAAGAUCUAGCCUGGAGAGAUCUGUUCAACAAACUUGAAGCACAGACCACUGUUCCAGAGGCACCUGAUGUCGUCUCCAGAAUAACGCAGUAUAUAGCAGGGGCAAACUGUGCACACCAGUUGCCCAUUGCUGAAGCAAUGCUGACGUACAAGCAGAAAAGCCCCGAUGAAGAAUCUUCGCAGAAGUUCAUUCCCUUUGUCGGGGUGGUGAAGGUUGGAAUAGUGGAACAAUCCUCUGCAACGUCAGGUGACUCUGAUGACGCAGCCCCCUCAAGCUCCAGUGUCCUUUCUUCUACCCCGCCUUCUGUGUCUCCUGCUGUGAAAGAAGCCUCCCCCACGCCACCUUCCUCGCCGUCUGUCACAGGCAGCUUCUCGUCCUCAAGCCAGAGCCUUGGUGCUGAGCUGAUGGGCCUGCAGGUGGAUUACUGGAUUGCAGCUCCACCCGUGGACAGAAAGAGAGACCCGGAGAAGAAGGACCCCUCCACUACCAAAAACACACUGAAAUGCACUUUCCGGUCCCUCCAGGUCAGCAGGUUACCUGCCAGCGGUGAGAUUGCCACCACUCCGACCAUGUCCAUGACUGUCGUGACAAAAGAGAAGAACAAGAAAGUGAUGUUCCUGCCCAAGAAAACAAAAGACAAGGAGGUCGAGUCAAAGAGCCAGUGUAUUGAAGGCAUCAGCAGGUUGAUUUGCACAGCGAAACAUCAGCAGAACAUGCUGCGGGUCCUGAUCGAUGGGGUAGAGUGGAACGACGUCAAGUUCUUUCAGCUGGCAGCACAGUGGUCCUCUCACGUCAAGCACUUUCCCAUCUGCAUUUUUGGACACUCCAAAUCUAACUUCUAGCCCCGCUCGGCGGAGGGACCUUCUGUCCGUCCCAGGGACUGCACACCAGGAGCCAGGAACUGCGUGCCAACUCUGACUCGCGUCGCUCUGCCCUCUCCUGCAGAAUUAAUUACAGAUGUGCUUGGAUUACUUUUGAAUUACUUUUUUCUAUUAACUCUUAAGUUUACUACAAGGGAAGGAAACCCCUUUAAACAAAGGCAAAAAAACAAAACAAAAACAAAAAACAACACAACAAAACAGUCUUAAAUAUAGAUGUGCUGACAACAAAGCUGUGGGGGAGUUGGCAGGAGCAGGCAACCUGCCCGAGAACACCUACCACUUCCAAGCAGAUAGCUGAAUUACUGCACUGCUUAUUAACCUGAGACCUCAUUGGUGUGCGCGGGCCGGGGAGCCGCGGAUCAGCUGGAACAGAUUUUGCAGAAGAGCACGCACGUUACGAUGCAUUUGGCCCCCUCCCUCCAUAUUGCUAGCAAAACCAAGGGCCAGUCUUUCUUCCUGCUGCCAAAGGACGAGAGAUCAGCGAGGCUGGAGGGAGCUCAGCGGUCUGGUUUGGGAAACAAACCGCACAGCUAGGGAGAUCUAGAGAGGAGCUCGCCCUUCGGUGCACCGAGUCCGCCACGAGGACAGGCAGGUGACACCUGAGGAGGGUUGGGCAGGAACAGGAAUUAGGGAAACACGAGGUGCAAGGGGAACUCCAGUGUCCCAGGUCAGUGACGACGACCAAACCGAGCCAGUCACCACGUCCCUGCCGCUGGCUGCGCUGCCGAGGGACGCCGCGCCAGUGGGGUCGCUGCUAUUUACAUACUCACCCCGGUUAUUUACCUGUCAAUAAAACCUCGUCCAGCCUCUAAAGGGAAAGGAUUUUUUUAAUAGCCGCAGAUUUUUUUUAAUGCUUUCUAAAAAAAGAAAAACAAAUAAAAAAUAAGAGGCGGGGGGGGUGGGGUGUGGGGUGUGAAAAAUCCGAUUGCCAAAAAACCCCCACCCCAAACCCAGAAGAUGAGCCGUUGUCUGUGAAGUGAUGCAUCACUGUCGUGGCUGGAGUCAGGGCCGGCUCCGGCGCUCUGCACGUCCAGCUGCCUUCCCGUCCAUCUGUCAGCCUGCACACAUGAGGUCGCCUGGGCUGCUUUAUCCGCUCUGCCUUUGUCCUGCUCCACCUGCGCCGUGCUCCCCGGAGCCAGCUGCUGGCUUCGCCUGGGUGUAUGGUCACCCUGCCCAGCCUAACACCCAGGAUUUCUCCGCAAGGGGUGCUGCGGGCAGGUGGCCUCCUGCGGGAAGCUGCCCUGACCGUCUGCUUUUUGGAUAUCCCUUCGCAGGGGCGUUUAUUUCCCCGUGGGCUGCGUCCCUUCCCUUCCCAGCAGGAUGUUUGUCCCUGCAGGGCACUGCCUGCGGGCUGAGGCUCUGCCACGAGAUUCAGUCCCAAGCUGCAGCUGGGACACGGGGGAGGAUGAAGGCAGCCAGGUUCGUUGUCCCUCCGGGGCAGCAAGGUGUCCUUGGGGGAGCUGGAGGAGUGAGGCUUGUGGUGUCUCGUGCCCAGGGCUCGUUUUGGCCUGGCUCUGGCUGUGUUUGUGUUCGCUUUGUGCAUCUCGCAAGGACAAGGGGAUGCUCCCGCAAGGUGUGGCAGGCAGCAGCUCCGGGCAGCCCUGGUGCUACGGAUGUGGCUUUUUGCUCUCUGGGCUUCCUGAGGUGUUGGCAGGAGGGACUGGAAGCAGGUAGAUGGGGCUGAGGGAGCAGCGUGUGCCUGCUGUGUCGAAAAGCAGAUGCCUCUGGCCUUUUGGGGUGAGGGACUGAAGCUUUGGUGGGGUCCUUUGGGUCCCUGCCUUGUGAGCAGGUGUGGCUCCAAAAGCAUUUCCAGAGCGUGCUUUCAGAGAGCAGUGAUGCUUCUGAACCUUUCCCAGCAUCCACUGGUCAGGUUUGGUUUUUUUUUGUCUUUCUUUUUUUUUCCCUCCUUGGUUUGUACAGGUCUGGAGAAUUUGCUUCGUCCUGCUCGGUGGCUCCUGCCCGUGUGGCUUGGAGCAGGGUGCUGGCCGUGUGCUCUGUUGGGGCUGCUGCUGACGGGGAGCAAGGGGUCACCAGGCGAGAGCGUGAUCCCUGCUGCCUCUGCUGCCUGUCGCGGGGCUGCUUCGCCGAGUUUGAUUUCACAAAAUCCUUUCCCAGCACAAGUGCACCCUGCCUGGUGGGGACGGGGCUUUCCCUUCGAGCCCCCCGCGGGAGGAGGACGCUGUGUAGUGCUGGGCAGGCCGUCUCGUCCUCUUGCUGUCCUCCUCCUCCUCCCCACGGGCAGCUCUACCUCCAUCUACCUGUGCCAGGAGCUCAGCUCCGGUGCAAACGGCGGCGUGUGUCCACUGGUUCGUGCAUUUUUGGCUGACCUGAGCUGAUGCUGGAGGAUUAAGUAGCGUUGCCUAGCAGCAGCAGCGUGGGAGAUGGCGUAUAAGCACAUCGCUUUUCCCUUCUUUUUUUUUUUUUUAAUUUUAUUGAGGCUGUUGCAUCGAAAAAAAAAGAAAAAGGUUUUUCGAGGAAAUUAGACGGGACGGGACGGACAGACUGACCGCCUGCAAUAACUUUGUUUACUGGGGAGCGAGGGGGGAGCGUGGCCGUGCUCCUCCCUGCGUUUUGACCUGCUGUACAGAACCAGAGGGUAGCUAGCGUGGGGUUUCCGUGGUCCUGCCCGUAAAUGUGUGUUGCCCUGCGCUGCUCUGUGUGUGUGUGUGUGUGAGAGGAGAGCUCACGCUCGUUGCGUUUCACCUUGGUUUGCAUUUUGUGCCACCUCUGUACCACCAAACUCCCCGGGAAGCUCUGCGCGCCCGAGGGCUUGCGUCUCCGCAGGGUUUGUGCCCUGUGGGUCUGGCAGCUCUCAGCUCUCCCUCCAAGCGAGCUCCUGCUCUCCCAGCAGGAUUUGGGGUGAGCACCGGGGCUGGGAGCGUGGGGGGGGGAGAGGUGGCUGCGUGUGAGCUGCUGGGUGCAGACAGACGGCUGGGGGCAGGAGGCUGCAUAGCCCCGUGUUCAGCUCGAGGGGUUUGGGGAGAGGCGCAAUUUAAAGGAAGAAACACCACGGUGUUAUCUCACCAGCCCGGGUGAGAUUGGGCUGGACACAGCUGGUGUCCUUCCCAGUUGCUGGUGGGAGCAGGGCCCCUCCGUGCUCAGAGGUGAGGCCUCAAGAAGAGGCUCGCUGCUGUCGCUGUGCUGUGCGAGGCUGACCUAGUUUAUCAGUGCUGGUGAGCAGAGGACAGAAGGAAGGGUUUUGUGGCGGCGUGUUGCACCUUGUGCUUCCUGGUCCUCUGCUUUUGUUUUUUUUGGAGACUAAGGCUUGUCCCCAUCCCUGCCCGGGCCGCUCAGCUGCUGGCUGUCCUGCUGCACUGGCGAUGUUGCAGGGGUCUUGGGUGGCUUGUGUAGCUCAGCGCCGCAGUCAUUGCUCACUUCAUUCCUUACCCUUCACAUCUCAGCGGGAGCUGCGGAGUCCCUCUUAAUUACACAUGAGCUUGGGGAGAGCCCCCGUCCCCGUGGCCGUGUUUCGCUGUGUUAUUAGCACGUGCUUGCUGCUUAAUCCUGCAGGGCGGGCAGGGGUGGGAGGCUGGAGGCUUCGGGGCCUGGAGGAGCUGCGCCUGGUGGUGUGCAGUCAUCCAGCUUGGCCGAGCACCACGCUGACCCCUGCUCACCUGAGAUGACAGCAAAGGCCUCGUGCUGCUUAGGGGUAGCAGGAAUUCAGCUGCAGCUUGGCCCAAAUGGCUCUGCCUGGUCAUUUCUCACCAGGAACGGGUGCUGGAGGGAGCAGCGGCGAGCCAGGGCUUAGGGCAUUGCACCUGGUACCUCAAUUUUUAAGAAAACCCUGGUGAGAGGAAGCAGAGCUGAUGGCUUUCUGCUGCUGGAUGUGCCGGGGGAUCCUGGGGUGAGGGCAGUCCUGCUGUGCAGCAGCACCAGGCUGGGGGGCCUGGUGCUCCCCUGGAGCUAGGUUGGAUGCAAGGUCCCCGUUCCUCUGGUCUCAGCCUGGUGGAUCGCUGUGUGGUCACUCGUUUUGGUGUGACGCUCCCUCUGGGCUUACCAAGUAGGAAGGGAGAAGGCCAGAAAUGAGCAGCGACAUCUCCCAGAGGAUUUCUGGAGCUUCUUCAGCAGGGCUGUCAGGGGAAACCCUCCUGCAGGGACAGUCAGCGGCCGUGGGACAGGCAGGAGAAGGGGACAGGCCAACGUGGAAAGCAGCAGGUGACUGGUUUCCUUAAGGAAGAGCUCUGCUCUUGGCCACAGCAGUCAGCUGCUGCUUUGCACCUUGGCCGGAGAGCCUCACCUGCCCCGCUGGAGAUGCCACAGGGAAGCCCUGUGCUCUGCUGCGUGCCACGAGCCUCGUCCGGACCGCAGCGCGCAGGGGGAUGUUACCACUGUGUAGGUUCCUGAGUUGUCCAUCUGUUUCAUCGUUGUAUUGUUUGGGUUCUAUUUUUUUUUUUUUGUUAUGAAGACAUUAAGUGUAAAUAGCCUUUUUUUUUUUUUUAUUUUGGAACAAACUGCAACGUGCUCGACCUCGUCAACUAUUUUAUGGUACUAAUGCAACACUAAUAAAACUGGACAUGAAAGCACA
Anas platyrhynchos (mallard) is the source of this 7250-nucleotide messenger RNA. RefSeq names its product phosphofurin acidic cluster sorting protein 2 (gene PACS2). Gene Ontology annotation, molecular function: transmembrane transporter binding. NCBI's taxonomy places the organism in Eukaryota, Metazoa, Chordata, Aves, Anseriformes, Anatidae. The record is from RefSeq and is a predicted model, not a curated record. Gene Ontology annotation, biological process: protein localization to plasma membrane.